AUGUCUAAUCAGUCAAAUAACGUCAACGACCGUCUUUUCUACGAUAUGGAAAAUGAUCCACAAAUGUCGGAGCCAACAUAUCAUGCUCUCCAGGAUGAAGAAUCAUCUACUGAUAAUCUCACUUGUGGCCGAAAACCAUGUGAUAUCAACACAAAGCGCAACUCAAUACUAUUUGCAUCAUGGAGCGGAAGAAGGAAGAUACCUGUAACGUGGACCACUAUAAUCCUGGUCACAACUUUGGGCGCCAGCGUCAUGCUUAAUAUCCUAAUUGUUAUGCAAUUUGGAGUUUAUAAAGUAAUUGGGUCGAAGUUCGGCUCUCUGUAUGCUGGACUAGUAAAUGAUGUUCAAACACCAUUUUCGUGGAAUAGCCCAUGGAAUAACCCAAACGAUACUGAGAGAAACAAGCUAUGGUACGAAAGUGAAGACGCGGAUAAAGGCAUCAUUGCUAUCGACAACAACUCGAAGCGUACAAUAUACAUUGCCAUUGACCAAUACGCUACUGGAGUUUCACAAAGCGUCAACCACCAGCACGUUUUGCAUUGUUUGUCCACCCUUCGUUCCGAAAUCAUUUGCACUGCAGACGACACACCACGAUGGACAGACAGCAAUGGCCAAAAGCCAGGCGAAGGACAGGAGCGAACCUGUCGUGAUUGGAGUAAGCUAGAAGCUUAUGUGGAAGAGCACACAGGUUGUUUCAAAUAUAUCAAACCCGAGGCUCAUAACAUGAGCGAGCUCGAACGGAUGAAGUAUUGUCCGAACAACAGCAAAUAUUUGCCCAUGAUCCGUCAAUAUUUCGACUUGCCAAAGGAAUGGCUACCGUGGCCAUAUGUCGAGCAAGAAUCUUUUUUGACCAAUAGCGAGAUACUGAAAGAGCGGAAUUCCACAUAA
Messenger RNA from Sclerotinia borealis F-4128, 888 nucleotides. Lineage: Eukaryota; Fungi; Ascomycota; Leotiomycetes; Helotiales; Sclerotiniaceae. The record is from the annotation of a GenBank genome assembly.